GUGGCCAUAUUUUCUGCGGGAGCAGGCCCCCGUCACUUCUUUCCAACGUGUCUGAGAAUGGACCUCAACCUACGACUAAUCGUUUCUUGGUGGAUUAUCGUCUUUUACUCAUUUUUCAAUCUAGCAGAAAGUCGGCUGGCACACAGCCGAGCUUUAGACACAAUAAAUUCCCCCGCUCCAGUCAGGACAUUUGGACAAAUCCAGCCUCAGUUGUCUGCGGCGAAACAACAGCAAAGAGCAGAGAACAGUGUGCGGCCUCGAUCCAUCCUGGUGAGGUGCCACCCGGAUUCGAUGGAGGUUGUGGUGCAGGCUGACAUGUUUGAUACAGGUCUUAAGGUGGACGGCGGGCACCUGCGACUGGGUUUAAACUCUCAGGACGAGGGUGAAUGCGGGGCGGUCCCAUCAGGAGAGGAGGAAUUCACCAUCCUUGUCUGGCUAACAGACUGUGGAACCAAGCUGUCUUCAACCCAAGAAAAGAUCAUAUAUUCCAAUGUUCUGAUCUACUCACCUGAACCUUCCUCUGAUGGUUUGCUCAGACUGGAUGGAGCAAAUAUACCAGUUGAAUGCCAUUAUGACAAGAGAUAUUCUGUAGAUGGCCUUCCUCUUCAGCCCACCUGGGUUCCCUCUGUGUCUGUGGCUUCUGUAGAUGACCAGAUAGACUUCACUCUGCAAGUUAUGACUGGUGACUGGCAGUUUGAGAGGGGAUCUUAUAUAUAUUUCCUGGGUGAUCCCAUUAAUUUCGAGGUUUCUGCUGUCAUGGGUAACCACAUGCCCCUGCGAGUAUAUGUUGACCACUGUGUUGCCACAGCAACUCCUGAUGCAGAGGCAACCUUAAGAUAUGACUUCAUUGGGCAUUAUGGAUGUCUUGUUGAUGCUUAUCUGACAAGUUCCAACUCGCAUUUCUUGCCAAGAAUUGAGGAACACAAGCUGAGGUUCCAACUUGAGGCCUUCAGGUUCUACCAAGAACCCAGCAACCAGGUCUAUAUAACAUGCCAUGUGAAGGCUGUUCCGGUCACAUCAGCUGUCAGCUCUCAAAACCGAGCCUGCUCUUUAACUGGAAACAGAUGGCACUCAGUAGAUGGGAAUGACCAGGCUUGUACAAGUUGUGAUAUCUCACAGUGGGUUGAGAAAACUUCAAACAAAGAAGCUCCUAAGAUUACCAUGAGUGCUGAAGCAUGGCCCACUAUGAUUUCACAUGAAGGUUUUGUCCAGAAUAAAGCUGAACAUCAUCCAGCCAGUUAUGUUCAUUUCCGUCCAGAACUGCACAAGAGCCAACACGUGAAACCUGAGCAAUCCUCUGCUAAAUUCAUAAAGAGAGAAGCUGAUGACAAAGAACAGCAAAGAAUCCAACUGGGACCACUUACCAUACUGCCAUCAAGCAAAUCUGUCACCAAAGGAAAGGAUUCCAAGAUGGUGCUUUCAGUAAAGGAAAAGACGGCCUGAGACUUGGGAUGACUGACUAGAGAGUGAGGAUAUGGUGAUUACACUGCUAAUAGUCCCAUGACAGAAAGAGACUCAACAGAACUCUUAACAUGUGAAGAUUAAACUCAUUCCUGAUAAAUGUCCAGUAAUUUGUUUUGUGAAUGUUACUAACCACUUCUGCUAAAUUUGAUACAGUGGUUGUCCAUAUGGCAAAUCUGAUCUCCAGUAAAUGUUUUACAUGUCCUUUUUGUUUUCCCCUAUAUGAAUGCCAAUCAUCCUGUAACUAUUGGCCAGCUAUAGGAUUGUAAUUCAUUAAGCAUAGAGUUUUAGUCACUAAAACUCAUUAAACCCCAGAAACACAAGUGGAUUUAAAAUCUUUAUAGCAAGCAAAUGAUAGCUUUUGACAACUAUAAAAUAUAUAAAUAAAACUACAGUAACACGAUACUAGCUGUUAGUUGACAUGCUAUUAGGGAGCACUUCCUUCCAUUACUACCCACAACCCUAAUCAGGUAGUCAUAGUAUUGAUUAUCUUUAGAGGCUAUAUUGCAACAACAUGUCUUUGCCUGCCACAUCCAGUAAAAUUAAGAUUUUUCUUUUAACAUUAAAUCUAUCAGGUGUA
Molecule: messenger RNA, 2041 nt
Organism: Melanotaenia boesemani (Boeseman's rainbowfish)
Lineage: Eukaryota; Metazoa; Chordata; Actinopteri; Atheriniformes; Melanotaeniidae
Product: zona pellucida sperm-binding protein 3-like
Exons: 8
Coding region: 58-1443 (461 amino acids)
Biological process (GO): positive regulation of acrosome reaction; egg coat formation; binding of sperm to zona pellucida
Cellular component (GO): extracellular matrix
Molecular function (GO): acrosin binding
Source: RefSeq, a predicted model, not a curated record